AUGGUUGUCUUAAAAGUGAAACGCGGCGACGAGACGCUCUUUCUGUACGAGACUAACGUGGGCGAGAAGACCGACUCGGUUAUUCGUGAUCUGGUGGCCAUCUACAACGGUCAGCUGAAGGUGCAGCGCGUUUGCAUGGAAAUUGAGGAGCUGGCCGAGCACGGCACCAUGCUGCCCAGCGAAAUGAUUGGCCUCAACGACGAUCAGAUCGAGGAGCUCAAGCUGAAGGAUAUCUGGGCGGACAAGUGCAUCCCUUCCGGAGGGUUCACCUUCAACAAGGAUCCGAUGUUGCGCCGCAACGGGCAGCAGCCCAACGAGGCCAUGGGCAAGGUCCUGGCCAAUACCAUAACCAAAGCCAAGGCCAUGAUAGAUAAGAACCUGGCCAAGUCCUCAAAGACUCUGUCCCUGAAGGCGGUUCAGGAGGCCAUCAAUCUGCUGCGUGGUGCCGUGACCAUCGUGUACCCCAUGCAGUUGCCACCGCACGACACCAUACGCAUGGAGUUCACCAACACCGAGGAUCUGAGUGGUACUCAGGCCUCCAAGGAGGUCAUCGAGCCAUCCAAGGCUCAGCUCUGGUUCGCCGGCCGGCAGAUAUUCAUGGGAAAGCUACUCAAGGACUACUUGGGCAACAAUGACAAGACCACGGUGGUGGUCAAGCUCAAUCAGUUGGGCGAGGGCCCACCGGGCCGCGAGGCUGUCAUCUCCGAGCAGAUGCGUCGCCAGAUGAUGGCUGACUCCUUCCGCCGCCAGGAGGAGCUCAAGGUAAGAGCAAUUUUCAUUUUGUAG
Drosophila pseudoobscura is the source of this 786-nucleotide messenger RNA. RefSeq names its product cilia- and flagella-associated protein 298. NCBI's taxonomy places the organism in Eukaryota, Metazoa, Arthropoda, Insecta, Diptera, Drosophilidae. Gene Ontology annotation, biological process: regulation of cilium movement. The transcript has 3 exons. The record is from RefSeq and is a predicted model, not a curated record. Bases 1 to 786 code for a protein of 261 amino acids.